Molecule: messenger RNA, 8337 nt
Organism: Dromiciops gliroides (monito del monte)
Lineage: Eukaryota; Metazoa; Chordata; Mammalia; Microbiotheria; Microbiotheriidae
Gene: ADARB1
Product: adenosine deaminase RNA specific B1
Exons: 11
Coding region: 316-2424 (702 amino acids)
Biological process (GO): RNA processing; adenosine to inosine editing
Cellular component (GO): nucleolus; cytoplasm
Molecular function (GO): tRNA-specific adenosine deaminase activity; double-stranded RNA binding; double-stranded RNA adenosine deaminase activity
Source: RefSeq, a predicted model, not a curated record
GCCGGGGCCAGUCGGGCGGCGGCGGCAGUGGUGGCGGCGGCGGCUGCUGCUCGGGGCGCGGGGUUCCGCGCGGACGGAGCGAGGGAGGGACGGCGCUCAUGGCGGCCGCGCCGCGCGGCCUCCGGGGACGAGUAAAGCUUUCCACGUUUGGUUCUGAGGUGACUGACUGAGGGGAGCGGCCCAAAGGAGUGGCCCAUCUCUCCUUCUGAGUCCCCUCCUAGCGCAGGGGGCCACCUCCUUGGAACUGGAGGUCCAAGCAAUCUUUCAGACAGAAGUGAUCUCCGCCAGUCAAGAAACCAGCCAAAGUCUUUCACCAUGGAUCUAGAUGAUGAAGAAACCAUGAGUUCCAGCAGUGCCGACGUCAAGGAAAACCGCAACCUGGACAACGUCCCGCCCAAAGACAGCGGCGCCCAGAGUGCGGGGGAGGCAGCUCAGCUCACCAAUGGCGGAGGCGCCGGUGCCGGCAGGAAGAGACCCCUGGAGGAUGGCACCAACGGCCACCCCAAGUUCCGCCUGAAGAGGAGGAAGAAAAUCCCAGGGCCCAUUUUGCCCAAGAACGCUCUGAUGCAGCUCAAUGAGAUUAAGCCUGGCUUGCAGUACAAGCUCCUCUCCCAGACGGGUCCGGUGCACGCGCCUGUCUUCGUCAUGGCCGUCGAGGUGAACGGACAGGCCUUUGAGGGCUCCGGCCCCACCAAGAAGAAGGCCAAACUGCACGCGGCCGAGAAGGCCUUGCGUUCCUUUGUCCAGUUCCCCAAUGCUUCGGAGGCCCACCUGGCCAUGGGCAGGACCCUCUCGGUCAACACCGACUUCACCUCGGAUCAAGCCGACUUCCCCGACACCCUUUUCAAUGGGUUCGAGACUCCCAUUCAGUCCGACGCUCCCUUUUAUCUGGGUUCCAAUGGAGACGGCGGCUUCAGCCCCAGUGCCGACUACGGCGUGUCGGUGUCUGCUGUCCCCAGUGCCCUGAUACAGUCGCCCCUCCCCCUGCCCAUCCCCUACCCGUCAGCGAGUGGCAAGAACCCCGUGAUGAUCCUGAACGAGCUGCGGCCGGGCCUCAAGUAUGAGUUUCUCUCGGAGAGCGGCGAGAGCCACGCCAAGAAUUUUGUCAUGUCGGUGGCUGUGGACGGCCACAGCUUCGAGGGGUCUGGGCGGAACAAGAAGCUGGCCAAAGCCCGGGCUGCGCAGUCCGCUCUCGCCUGCCUCUUCCACAUGCAGCUGGACCAGACGCCCUCUCGGCAGCCCAUCCCCAAGGAGGGUCUCCAGUUGCAUCUGCCACAGGUUCUAGCCGAUUCUGUGGCCCGCCUGAUCGUGGAUAAGUUCAGUGACUUAACGGACAACUUCACAUCCCCCCAUGCUCGGAGGAAAGUCCUCUCUGGAGUUGUCAUGACGACAGGCACCGAUGUCAAAGAUGCGCAGGUGAUAAGCGUCUCCACAGGGACCAAGUGCAUCAAUGGGGAGUACAUGAGUGACCGUGGCCUAGCGCUAAAUGACUGCCAUGCGGAAAUCGUAUCUCGGCGCUCCCUGAUUCGGUUCCUGUACACACAGCUGGAACUCUUCUUGAGCACACGAGAGGACCAGCAGAGAUCAAUUUUCAUGAAGUCCCAGCGUGGAGGCUUCAAGCUGAAGGAGACCGUCCAGUUCCAUCUCUAUAUCAGCACCUCUCCUUGUGGAGACGCCAGGAUCUUCUCACCCCACGAGGCCGCACAAGAUGAUCAGGCAGAUAGACACCCAAACCGGAAAGCAAGAGGACAGCUGCGGACCAAGAUCGAGUCUGGGGAGGGGACCAUUCCUGUGAGGUCAACCACGACCAUCCAGACCUGGGAUGGAGUGCUGCAGGGGGAGCGGCUGCUCACCAUGUCCUGCAGUGACAAGAUUGCCAGGUGGAACGUGUUGGGCAUCCAGGGAUCCUUGCUGAGCCUCUUCGUGGAGCCCAUUUACUUCUCUAGCAUCAUCCUGGGGAGCUUGUACCACGGGGACCACCUUUCCAGAGCCGUGUACCAGCGGAUCUCAGACAUCGAGGAGCUUCCACCGCUGUACAUGCUCAACCGACCUUUACUGAGCGGAAUCAGCAAUGCCGAAGCUCGACAACCAGGGAAAGCCCCAAACUUCAGUGUCAACUGGACGGUCGGGGACCCCAACCUGGAGAUCAUUAACGCCACCACUGGGAAGGAUGAAAUGGGCCGCGCAUCGCGCCUCUGCAAACAAGCGCUUUAUAGUCGCUGGCUACGCAUCCAUGCCAAGCUCUCCUCCAACAUGCGCACCCAGAUCGGCAAGCCCCACCUAUACCACGAAUGCAAGCAAGGCGCCGUGGAAUACCAGUCUGCCAAAGAGUCGCUCUUCAGGGCCUUCCUCAAAGCGGGGCUCGGAGCCUGGGUGGAAAAGCCCAUUGAGCAGGACCAGUUCUCUCUCAACUGCACGCCCUGACUCGCGGGACGGCACCUGGAGCCUCCGUCCCCACGAGCCCUCCCUCGCGGCACACAGUCACACGAGUGUACAUACACAUGUUCAGACAGCUACACGCGCACGCACACACGCACGCACACACACGCACACACCCUUUUAGGAUUAACCAGCAACUGCUCUCAUUCUCUUUUCAUGUUUUGGAAAUCUAAUCGUUAGCUCGUUUUGUUUUAUUAUUGGAAACUCGGGUGUCAUUCUCUAGCAAAUCCAUCUGUCUCCUAGCGGCUACCGCGUAGACCGGGUCUACCUUUGACGUCUCCAUCUGAGUCGCCCCGCCCUGGGUUUGCCCUGGCCCCGGAGCUCCCUCCCCCCAUUUAAGGCAAUACAGGCAGGUGCACUACAAUGCAUAGACUUGCAUUGGGGUUUUCACAGCGUUUUUAGGGGGCGGUUUGAAUUGUUCUAGAACUCAGCUCCCGAAUCCAUCUCUGCUUCGUCGUAAGCAUUUUGGGAACGAGAGAGGGUGUGCGCGACGAGGCGACGAAGCCAGAGGGUGCCUGCGGAAAGCCUGCUUGUCCCUACCUCCUGGUCCUCGAAAAACCAGCUGCCGAGAAAUGGUCGUCGCUGUGUGGAUUUACUAGUCUGUGACCCAGGUCCAAGUACUUGUCCUUUACCUCCCAUUUCCACACAGUGUAAAGUCUUAAUUUUGUUUUUUAACCAUUAUCAACUGGAAACCAAGUAGAGGUCAUUUGUAAGUUCUGCAGUUAGGUCUAUAUAACGUAGAAGUUGACUCUUAGUAGCUGAUUUCUCCCCGUCCUCCCUCUCUCUGUAGUUAUAUAUACACAUAUGUACACACACAAACACACACACAUAUACACGUACCCAGGAAUUCAGAGUACAAUCACAGCUUUAGCAUUACUAGGGCACCUUUAAGAACCAGCGUGAUUAGUUAGGAAAGUUUGUUGGAACGCCAGCACAAUGUUUGAACGCCAGCCAGUCCCCGAUGCCCCUUCUUCCUGAGUGACGGGGAGGGCCCCUUGGGGGGCUCUGCUUUGUGAACCCUCAUUCCAGGGUUCUUCCCUGAUCGAUUCAUGUUCAUCCUUAAUUUGACCCUGAGUCCCAUGGGUUUGGGGGUGGGGAGUGGGGAGGGAGGCGAGGUCCUGUGGAACUUGAAUCUGCAAACCUACUGGCCCCUCGGUGGAGAGUGAGAUCGGGGCAGAGGCAUCAGAGGUCGCUGUUUCUGCCCAUCAGACCCUUGAGUAGAAGGGUCGGAGCUACCGUGCGUGUCUCCGGGCUCGGGUCCAUUGCCAAGGAUGGCUUUCCAGGCCAUUGGUAGGGGGCGCCUCUCUCUUACAUGGAAGUCUCAUUUGCCUAAUGUAGCAGCAGCAUCCCAUGGUUCGGGCAGCCGUGGAACCAGCGUCUGUGCUAAGGAAGGUGACACCAUUGCUGCUGCCAACUCCCCGGAGCAGCAACUACCUCAGCCUGGGCCGCUCCCUUUGGAUUAACCCACACCUGGCCAGAAAGGAUGAGAAGAAGGCAAGGAAGCAGCCUAGCCCGGUGAUUACAGAAAUGCUGUAUGAGGUUGUGACAAGGACCCUUCCACAUCAGGUCUUGGCAAAAGAAAGGAAAAUCGAUUUUCAAAUGGGAAAAAAAGAGCUUUGGCAACUGUGGACGUAUUUGUUAAAGGGCCCUUCGGAGGUAGAUAUUACGAGGAUGAGGAUUGCUGGGGGAAAGAGGCUGCAUCCACUCAAACAGAUGGAAAAUGGCUAACCCAGAAACCCAGGUUUUAUGUGAGAGGAAAGCAGAAAGCUGCAUUGUGUUUAGAAGGGAUUUUUUUCCCUGAAGGGAGGAGUGGUCACUUCUAUUAGUUUCUCAAAUUAUUUUUUAAGAAUUUAUUUUUUAAAAAGGUCUGUUUCAGAAUCUGAGCUCUUAGGGAAAGGGCCUUUUGAAGUCCCUGAAAUGGUGAAAAGAAUGGGAGCGAUUUUGCACAAAAAUCUUGAACAGUUAUGGUUCAAGGGCAGGGGACCAGGGGAAGGACGGCGUCUUCAGGGGGUCUAUUUGUUGUCUUUGUGUCUGAUCAGUCUUCGGGCAGUAAGUUGGGUCAUCAAGGAAGCUUCUGUGUAUGUGGAGGAGGACGAGUGGGGGAGGCUGCCCAGAGUCAUCUGGGAUUCCCUCGACCACCGGAGAGCUCUGCUGUGGUCUGGUCCAAAAGACUGGCUCUCUGCACUCCUCCGCGUUCUCCCCAUUUGCCCAGAGGGGCUUUGUCAAGUCCAGAGCUCAGAUGCCAAGUUCACCCAACUCGGGACCUCCUCCCUUUGCUGCCAUCUCUUUCCUGUCCCUUGUGGGUCAAGAUGGCAUCAGUCAUGGAAAGUCUUUAAUUGCUUUAACUUUGAACAAUCAAAGAUGGAAACGUGCCCAUUGAUGGCCACAAGAGUAGGGCCCCCAUCUCGCCAGGUCAGGUGUCCUUCUGAGGAUCACUUGUGCCGCCAUUGGGACAGAACAUCCUGAGCCGUGGUGGCAGCUCCCAGGACGGCCUCCUGCGUUCUUUCUUCCCUAACCCCCCUCCUUAUUUUCAUUCUAAUGAGUAAGUAUGAAUGUUUGCCUCAGGAUCAUCACAAAAUGGAAAGAAAAUGAAUUAAGCAGAUGUAAAUACUUGAAAAAUAGAGCGAGGUUUUCUUCGAUUCUAUUCUAGCUUUAUCAAAGACGCGUUUGACAAAUUGAAAUGGUUCAGCCUGGAAGGCUGCGAGACAAUAUGAUGUAGGCGUGGGUCAGGUCGAGUGGACACUGAGCCUCAGAAGACUCGCGGUAGUUGCCUUGUGCUACACUCAGGAUCAGCGAAGGACUCUACGUGAAGUUGUCUUGCCCUUUGCCACUGAAGCACACAUUUUCUGGCUGGGAAUCGGGUCUCCACAAGACCCCACUCCUGCAAGCAUCGGUCACUUACAAGUAGGGCUCACGAAUGACAGCUGUGUGGCACUGCCAGGGUGGGGCCACCAGCUGUAAUCCUAGGUGACAUUUUUCAUCUCUCUCAGAGUUGGAGAAUCAGAACAUGGCGAGGAUGAACACAAUACCCAUCCUCAUACCUAGUGUCAAAACUCCCCACUGUCCGUAUUAGGUGACUGCUAAUGGGUGCGAGGCCAGCCCUGAAGGAGGGUGAGAGCAGAGCACGCCCCUGCCACACCCACCAGAGCCCACCCCGGAGAAGAGGCAUUUGCACAUUGACGGAGGCUUGACUCGCGUUCAGCACGACCAGGAAGGGAUCUCUUCUUUACAAAAGAUUCAACUCUUGAAGACUCUCCUCCACACCCGCCAAGCAAACAGAACGGAGCCCCUUUGGGUUGUCUUGUUACAAUAGGUUGGAGGGCUUCGAGGGGUUUUCCUGCCUAGAAGCUAACAAGCGUCUGAAUGGUGUCACUGCCUUGGAUGGAGGCGACCUCUUGCACUGAAGAAUACCUUGUAUGUUGUUGCAUUUUUAUUGUUGUCCAUAGAGAAGACGUUGUAUUUUUUCUAAGGGGGUGGGGAGAGCUUGUAAUUCAAAUCAUGCUAUUUUUAAGAAAUUGUCUAUUGAAGCGCUGCUCUAGAAAUAUAGGAGAGUGAGUCGUUCUGCUUUGUCCAGCAUGUCCCGGCUGUGUGAUAAGGGUUCCAGUACCCCGCUUCUCCUCCCCGCACUGCUGUGCCCUGUGGCCUCGUCCUCUGAAUGGGGACAGAACCCUUCAACGUUUGCCAGCCCCUUACUGGGAGCCCUUUGUUUCCAAGAUGGAGGAGGCUGACCUCACAGGUGCUGUCGUCUGGAAAUCCGGCUUUGGGAGCUGCCCGAAGUCUGCGAUCAAGGGUUUCCCUCUUAAGGAAGGGAUUCCCUUCUACAUGCGGGGUGCCCUGAAUGGCCCAGACCCUCGAUCGAUCACUGCAGGGGUAGGCACCACCGGGUGGGAUUCCCAUGACCCUUCGAGGGUCACCAUGAAUGCUAGGGUCAAUAGGGCAACAGCUUGCAACUUUGUGGAGGUGGGAGGGCACAGAGACUCCCUACCUUAGGCCAGAACAACCUCUUGUCUUUGCCGGUAGCCUCCUAGGUUGCCCGGGCAUGAUUUGAAACCUCCCUUUAUCAAGGGAAUGCUGCAGCCCAGGCCACUGGAAGUCUGAGUUCUGUACCCAAAGAUUCAAAUAGUUUAAGAAAAAGAAGCCUCCAAUGGCUUUAAGUGGCAAAUGGGGCAAGGGAGAUUAAUGCCUCCCAACAACAUGGGAGUCUACCCUGAUUUCCUGUUCUUUGAAUGAUCUGGGUUGUAUAGAAAGUGGCUUUGCCCCAGAAGAGGUCUCCCUGGAAGAUGGGAGAGAAUGGAGAGCUGUUUGCUCCAAGGCCGCCCUCCUGGGCUCUGGGAGGAAGCUUCCCCUCCCAUCACCCUUUGGCCACCCAUAGAUCGGCUGUUGUGGCCCCAGGGGUCUAGUUACCAAUGGAGUGGAUGGCUCAGUCCCAUUCCUUCCUGGCCCCUUGGAGUUUCAGCUGUGACCCUGCCAAAGGAGUAGAGAGUGGGUGUCCAUUUGAUGCGGGAGCUUUGUUGUAUGCUGGACAAUCUCCCACCCCACCCCCCAGUUUGGUGCCCACAGGACUAAUCCCCAGGUGACACUCAUCCUCACCAGUUGAGCCAAUGUGACUCCCUACCCAGAUGGUGUCUAUCUUGCCUCGUUGCUCAAGUCCUAGAUUUUUCAGGGAUGCCCCUCAAAGUAGCUUACAGCUGCCCCAACAAACAUUUGAAAAGUAUUCUGCCUUUGUAUUCCCAGUGCUUCGAAUGCAUUGGUUUGGUCAGAAUGGCACUUUAGAGGUAGGGGGUUUUCAAAAUGUGCCUGGCAUUGGAGAUGGUGCUUUCAGGAUGCCAGGUGGGUUGCUGGACAACAAAAGGCAUCAUUCAGUCUCUGCUUCCUCCCCAGUCCACUCUCCCCACCAAAUCAUUUCAGCUGCUAUAAUAUGCUCGGGGAAGUGUUUAGGGGAUAUUUCACAGUCACCUAAAACAUGGCAGGGUCCUUUUCAAGUAUUAAAAUGAAGGCACUGCACAGGAAAGGCCAAUGAAGACAGUCUGCCUUUGUUGUUUUUAAAUUCUGGGAAAUGAUAGUGCUCAUUGGGGGAGGGUAUUUCAGGUCAAACCCAAACUAGGUAGGGAGGGCAGAGGAGCAAAUCUAUCCCUUCCUCAACCUGUUCAUCAGCCAGGCCUCUGUGGGGGACAGAACAAGCUCCAUACAGGUAGAUGAAGGCAUAAGCAGCUUGCUGGGGCUCGACCCCCCCACUACACAUAAUGUGGGCUGGGCUGGGCUGGGGCUUCGAGCUCGGAAGCCUGGUACUCAGGUAAUGAAUGUGGGGUUUCUCUUAGUGGAAUUAUUUGUUUAUGUGCUAUCUCUUGGGACCUUAGUGAGCAGCUGUGGGCUCAAAGACUUGGUGGUGAUUCAGAUGUGAUUAGCAAGAGGCUCCCUAAGCCCUCUGGGGGCGCAGGCCACGUCUUGUUCUCUAUUUUGUGCCGACAGCUUCCUUCCUCGACAGAGGAAUCCCUGGACUCCUGCUUCAGUAUUCAGUGUCCCUCCAAAGAGCACCUCUGGUUGCCAUGGCAGCCCCGCUGGGGCUGUGUCGGGCGCUGAUAGCCCAGUCUCAAAAGCACAGUUUGUGAGGUGUCAGUGGAGGGAGCCCUCAAGUAACUUACAGUCGUUCGCUUUUCCAGACUUUGGGUUGUUUUCUUUGGAUUGUGGUUUUAGCAACUGGUCAGUUUAUACGAAUAUAACCCAGCUGAGAAACUUGUCCCUAAGAUUAAGCCCGCAGUAUUCUCUGUACAGAUAGACAAUAUUAUGGCCUGCAUGAGCUUUCUCUCACACUGAGACCUAGCCGGAAACAAGCAUGAGACACUGUCAUAUGUAGACAAAGGGAUUUCAAGUGUUCUAAAUAAAAUACAUUGAACUACA